GCGAGACGAGGAGCCAAGCCAACGGCGACGAGAAAUCCACAGCGGUUAGCUCAUCCCAUCCGGCGCGCGCGACCCCACCUCCGCCUCGACCAAAACCGAGGGUGUUUUCGUUCCGCCCCCUUCUCCGGACUCCGGAGCCCACCUCCUCCUCCGCUCCCCACUCUUCUCUCCAGCCCACCUCCUCAAAACCCUAGCUCCCUCGAUCUAAUGCCGUGACCUCUCGAAUUCCAAAUUCUCCCACCCUCGCCAUGGAAGACCCCGUGGCCGCCACUGCCCCUGCCGCCGCCGCAGCUAGGGUUCCGGCGGCGGCGGCUCCUGCCGCUGCCGCGGCACCGCCCGCUCUCGCUCCGCAGCAGCCGCCCGCCACUGCGGCCGCGGUCCCUGAAGCUGCGGCGGCGUGCCGGAGGCAGCUGUUCACGGUGGAGCUGCGACCCGGGGAGACCACCAUCGUAUCGUGGAAGAAGCUCCUUAGGGAGGCCGGGCAAGCGGCACCGGCGCCGGCGGUGGCAGCGGAGCCGGCGUUCCCCGCACAUGCGGGCCCAUCCGGUGCGGCACAUCCUGCAGAAAACGACCCAAAGGAUCCGACACAGCCAAAUCGAUUUAAUGCAGUCAUUGAAAAAAUUGAGCGCCUUUACAUGGGCAAACAUAGUAGUGACGAAGAAGAUCUUGACGAUGUACCGGAUGAUGAUCAGUAUGACACUGAGGAUUCUUUUAUUGAUGAUGCUGAGUUGGAUGAAUAUUUUGAAGUCGAUAAUUUGAAAACUAAGCACGAUGGGUAUUUUGUGAACAAAGGAAAACUGGAACAGAUUGAUCCUGGCGCAUCGGCAAAUGUCGCUCCAAAAAAAAGAAGAAGAAAGGACUCAGCAAGUACUUAUCCUGAGACUAAUCAGCAUGCUCCAGUUGAUUAUUUCAAUAUUGGUGAUGUGCCUGGGAAAUCCUCUGGAAGAGGUACUGUGCAUCCAGUGAAGCAAUUAGCUAGUAGCACUGUAGGUUCUUAUGGUCAAUACCAUGAGGACAACAGAGUGGUGAAGAACAAAACCAGUGGUCCUGGAGGAGCCCCUAAAAGGAAAUCUUCUGAUUUCUCCGUCGUUGCUGAUGCUACAGAGCAUGCAAAGAUCAGUAAGGAUGCCUCGCAUGCUCCUUUGGAGCUAAGAGAAUUGGAAAAGCAUAAAGCUGCAGUACUACCUGUUGACUAUGCACACAAGUCAAAAACCAGCGAGACAUAUGAUUAUGCUUAUUCAGCUUACAGGGAUAAAGGUACUUCAGUGCAACUUGAUUUCCAACUAAGAAAGGCAAGCGGGGAAAAUCAAGAUCCAUCAAAUAGAAUCUAUCGCAAAGAGAAGUAUGGAACAAGUGAAUAUCCUGUCAUGGCUAUGGGUAGUGCUGUCUAUUCUACACAAACAGUGAACCCUGUUGUUGGUAGGGAGGGUUCAGGUACUAAACCCAAAGGCACCAGGCUUGAGCGAGCUAUUCGGGAUCUCCAGAAGAUUGUUGCUGAAUAUAGACCACCAAUAAUUGAUAUUAAUGAGGUAGAUCCAAAUGGUCAGGCAGCAGUUAAAAGACGGUUGCCUCAAGAAGUAAAGCAAAAGCUUGCCAAGGUUGCAAGGUUAUCGGCAAAUCAAGGAAAGAUCCAAGAACAUGAGUUGAUGGACCGCCUCAUGGGCAUAGUUGGACACCUUGUGCAGCGCAGGACACUGAAGAGAAACAUGAAAGAAAUGGUAGAAUCAGGUCUAUCUGCUAAACUGGAGAAGGCUGAUCGGUUUCAGCGUAUAAAAAUGGAGAUCAACGAAAUGAUCAAAACACGUGUGGCUGCAAAGUCAAAGUUAUUAACAUGGUACCAGGUCAAUGAACAGCAGGAUGGUUCAGCUGAUGAUUUUCAGGUUGCUAAUGAUGAAAGAAGAGCUUUAAAAGGGAAGUCUGUAAUGGAUGCUGCAUUGGAGGAUAGGAUAUGUGAUCUGUAUGAUCUGUAUGUUGAGGGUAUGGAUGAAGAUAAGGGCCCUCAGAGCAGGAAGUUAUAUGUUGAGCUUGCAGAGCUAUGGCCGCAAGGCUACAUGGAUAAUGUUGGAAUCAAAGAUGCCAUUUCUAGAUCGAAGGAUCGGAAAAGAUUAUUGUACAACCAGCAAAAGGUUCGCAAUGAAGAGAGAAUGAAGAGGAAGAGGCUGGCUGCAUCAGCUAAACUGCAAGAGGGCUACCCUGUUGUAAUGCAAGGUGGAGUUGUCCCACAAGUAGCACAACCACCCAUAACAAAUCCCAUCACAUACCCUGCACCUGAUUAUGGACAGAACCAGGGUUUGAAAAGUUACGAAAGGGUUCGCGAAACAAGCUCUAGUGCAAUCCCUGAUGACAGCAUCAGAAAUGCUGGCGAGAUGAAGAAGAAAAAAAGAAAACCUGAAUAUGAUGCUGUAGAUACACAAGCUAACAUACCAAAGGCUCCCUUGCAGCAUGGGAACGAGAAGCAAAAGCCUUCCAAGCCUUUGGACGAGGCAAAUGCUGGUAGCCAGCUCACUCAAACCGUGCUUGGCCUCCCAACCGUGCUUGGUCAUAACCAACAACCUAGCUGAUUAUUUUGGAUUACUAUUGGAUAUUUAAUUCCCUUAUAGGCUCUUUUCAUCUGCUGUAACAAAAUAUGGUCUUUUCCAUGUGUUCAUCAUCAAUUGUCGAAACUAACAUGUAUCCGAGUGUAGAGGAUAUUAUUGACCAUUUGUAAUUCGGAUGCAGGUUUUCACCACAAAUAUUGGUUGUAAUUAUGAAUCGUUGUGAUGGCAUGUAUUGUUCAUAGUGUGCGACCGAAA
This is a messenger RNA of Panicum hallii, 2792 nucleotides long. Its product is annotated as ubinuclein-1. The record is from RefSeq and is a predicted model, not a curated record. The transcript has 13 exons. The coding region runs from base 249 to 2561 and encodes 770 amino acids. Gene Ontology annotation, cellular component: nucleus. Lineage: Eukaryota; Viridiplantae; Streptophyta; Magnoliopsida; Poales; Poaceae.